Messenger RNA from Rubroshorea leprosula, 1171 nucleotides. Lineage: Eukaryota; Viridiplantae; Streptophyta; Magnoliopsida; Malvales; Dipterocarpaceae. The record is from the annotation of a GenBank genome assembly.
AUUCUCCCUGUUUGUUUCCUUGAGAAAGUUUUUUCCCAGCUAUGGACCGCCGAAUCUGCAAGAUCUGCAGCAGAAGCUUCGCCAAUGGCAAAGCCAUGGGCGGUCACAUGAGAUCUCACCUCGCCAAACUCCCCAUCACUCCAAAACCCAAUCCAAACCCGCUUCCCCUACCCAAUUAUCCGACCUCUUCUCAAAACUCUCCGCCGGAGAAAUCUGAUCUUGCUGACAAGGAGAGCGAUACUGACUUGCCUAGGGAUAGUAAUCAGACUCGAAGGAGAUCCAAACGGCAUCCUAACUGCGCGGUGGAUAAGGUGCAGUUGCAGGUGCAGUUGUCGGUUCAUCCGGAGGCAGAAUCGGUAAGUUCUAUUACCGAAGCUUUUCCUGAUGAGGAAGUUGCUAUGUGUCUCUUAAUGCUCAAAACUGACAAAUGGACAAAAGGCAAAAAUAAAGAAGUUAAAAGAGCACGAGAGGAGGUGAAUGAGGAAGAAGAUGAUGGCGAGUUGUUCUGCAUCACACAUGCUCGUUCCGGCAAGACUCACAACAAAUACAAGUGUGGAACAUGCAAGAAGAAGUUCCGAUCUUAUCAAGCCCUAGGCGGCCACAAAGCAAGCCACAAGAACAUCAAAAGCUGCAAUCUAGAUGAAGAUGGGUUUGCAAAUGGUGAUGUGAUUCUGAGAAACUUUGAAUGUCCAUUUUGUGACAAAGUUUUUGAAUCUGGUCAAGCACUUGGUGGGCAUAAGAAAGUUCAUUUUUCUUACUUGACUGUUGCUAAGAAAUCACCAGAGAAAUCAAGGAAUCAGCGUCAGCAAAACUUUUUGGAUCUCAACAUGGUUCCUGAUGAGGAUGAAGUUAGCCAGGUUGAGUGCUCAACAGUUUAAAAUGCAGAAUCAUUGCAUGGCAGAGGUAAUUAAUUUUAAAAGAAAAGUUAUUCUUUAACUUUUCCCAUCAGCACAGAAGUUUUUAGUUGAAUAUUUGCACAGGUUAUGAGUGCUCUCUCAGUUAAGCGCUUGCUGGUGAGAUAAGAGUACUCCUUGAAAAUUGAACAACUUGAAUAUUUUUGUAUAUACAUUCUGUGCUUUUCGAACCUCAUCUUUGAUAGUUUGAUACACAUGUUUAAUUAUUUGAAGUUUGAAGGAUUAUAUGUAUUUUGUCAUAAAUUAUUGUUUAUUUC